Messenger RNA from Gymnodraco acuticeps, 1805 nucleotides. RefSeq names its product N-acetyllactosaminide beta-1,3-N-acetylglucosaminyltransferase 2. The transcript is spliced from 2 exons. The coding region runs from base 180 to 1586 and encodes 468 amino acids. The record is from RefSeq and is a predicted model, not a curated record. Lineage: Eukaryota; Metazoa; Chordata; Actinopteri; Perciformes; Bathydraconidae. Gene Ontology annotation, molecular function: hexosyltransferase activity. Gene Ontology annotation, cellular component: membrane.
GUCACCUGGGACCUGUUGCUCAGCUGCGACUGUACUGCCGAAAGAGGACGUCUGUGUUGGAUUUAAAGGAUGCAAGUCUCUAUCUAUCAUCGCUAUGGACAUACAUGAUGUGCUACAGACCUGCCACGUCGUAACCAGACUAUAACCAUACCGGAUGAAAACACUACAACAAAAAGUGGAUGCCACAAGUCACUGUGUCUUUAAUCUCAAUCGGCAGUUCAUACACUUGUGCGUGUCUGAUUUGUAUAUUGGCAAUGGGAAGAUGCUGCAAAUACUGCCGAUGCAAUGGGAGAUUGCUGUGCAUGUGCCUGCUGCCAUGCAUGAUGACCGCCCACCUUCUGCUUUAUAUCUUGGUGUCCAUUUUGGUCACCAUCUCCUACAGUCCUCCAAAAAUAAACAUCCACUAUAUUGCCUCUGGGAUUUCUGCUAACUCUGAGUUGGCCUCCCACCCACGUGGCCCUUUCUGGAACCUUCGUCUGGAGGACAGUGCACUGUGGAACCAGCUGCAGCAUUCUUGGGACCGCCAGCACAACCCAGUACUGCGAGGAAACAAAACGGGGAUCAUGAGCGCUAAGCUAUUAGCAGAAAACGAAGAUGAAUGUGUUUCUGACUGCAUGUCACACAAGUGUUCUGUUCCUCGUACGCACGAUUUCAACAGUUUCCCAGAACAAAUGAGGGUGUUUGUACAGUCAAUGCACUGCAGGGAGUAUGCUCUCCUUAUCAAUCAACCUGGUAUCUGUGGGAACAACGAUAGCAGCUUUGGACCAAUGCUUCUCAUGGCCAUCAAAUCUCAAGUGGGGAACUUUGAAAACAGGCAGGCCAUCCGGGAAACCUGGGGACGCAGUGGUCUGGUCAAAGGGGAAUCAACGAAGAAGGGCGGAUUGGUGCGCACAGUGUUUCUGUUGGGAAGGCAGGACUCAAGUACAGGUCCUCACCCAGACCUAAAAAACCUCCUGGAACUUGAGAACCAGAAAUAUGGAGAUAUCCUACAGUGGGAUUUCAAAGACACGUUCUUUAACUUGACCCUAAAGGAUUUGCUGUUCUGGCAAUGGCUCCAGCAACACUGCCGCAGUGCCAUGUUCGUGUUCAAAGGGGACGAUGAUGUCUUUGUUCGAACAGGCGCCCUUCUGGAUUACCUGCACAAGCAGUGGGAGGAGCACAACCUGUGGAAAGCAUAUACAAAUGAGACUGAAAUGAAUUUGUUUGUUGGGGAGGUGAUCAAUUACGCGAUGCCAAACCGUGAGCCAUCCACUAAGUACUACAUACCAGAACGUUUCUACAAAGGUGUAUACCCACCAUACGCCGGUGGGGGAGGGGUGGUGUAUUCUGUCUCUCUAGCAUUAAGAUUGAACGAGGUUUCUAAGAGGGUGCGCCUUUUCCCAAUAGACGAUGUGUAUCUGGGAAUGUGCAUGUACAGACUCGGCCUUUUGCCAAGCCAUCACCCGGGAUUUUUGACAUUCGACCUCCCUCAUAACGACAGGUGGAAUCCCUGCGCUUACAGAUCUGUUCUGCUCGUCCACAGACGGAGUCCCAAAGACAUGUUGACACUAUGGAAGAAGCUCCAGAGACCUCCAGGUCGUUGCUGAGGCUCAUUUGCCUGGCAAAUUAGACUCAUUGAGUAUAGGAUGGAGGCUGCCACCCCUUGCAUUUCCAAAAUGUACAUGUGACUAAAAGAUGGCAGUUCCUAAGGUCACAUUCAAUUAACCUUUCCUCCUAAGAGUUACGGAGUACUGAGUAGGAGACUGAUCUACCUCAAAGGUUACUUUUAUUUUAUAGACGUUUCAUUCAUUAAGAGAGUGAUCAUG